This is a messenger RNA of Silurus meridionalis, 830 nucleotides long. Its product is annotated as C-C motif chemokine 8-like. Gene Ontology annotation, biological process: immune response. Gene Ontology annotation, molecular function: chemokine activity. Lineage: Eukaryota; Metazoa; Chordata; Actinopteri; Siluriformes; Siluridae. The coding region runs from base 77 to 379 and encodes 100 amino acids. The record is from RefSeq and is a predicted model, not a curated record. The transcript is spliced from 4 exons. Gene Ontology annotation, cellular component: extracellular region.
AUAAAAGAGAGGCAUCCUCACAAUUAAAGGGCAUUAGCUGAAGCCAGUUAUCUAAGUAAUAUUUCCACUUAGAACCAUGCUGGAUUGCAAAAAGAAUUGUCACACUUUAAUAGUUGUGCUGCUUGUACUUCUGGGAUGCAUCACUGCUGCAUCUGGUAACUAUCGCCGACCUACCAGAGUUGGUCUCAUAUGCUGUGAGGCAGUUUCCAGAGCAAUGAUACCAGCUCAUAUAAAGCUUACUGCAUACAAGCGCCAGAAUGCCCUGAAACCUUGUGUGGAAGCUGUCAUAUUUUUCUCUGAGAAUGAAAAAUACUGCUCUGACCCUGCUGCACGCUGGAUCUCAAAAAAAGUGAAAGGUUUGAAGGAGAUCAAGGAAUGAAAACAUCAAUCAUAUUUUUUUUGCAUCAACCUUUUUGUUUUUAUGCAUAGACAAUAAAAAAGUUGCAUUGUUUACCUUUUCAAAUUUUAUCAUGACUGUAAGCUUUGCUAUAACCCUUUAAAGCCUUCCUAUAAUUUUUAGGUGAUUCCACCAGAUUUAAAUAGUUCACUGUUUAAAAUAAUGUGAACGCCAAACAAAUUGAUUAAAACAAAUUAAAUACGACAUGUUACACUUUAAAGUACAUUAGAGUAUUUACUUACUUGGUACAUAUUUAAUGCAACUACUUUGUCAUUCCAUUAUGUAUCAUUAAGGACAAGUAGAAUGCUACCAAAUCCUGAGAGAGCUUAUGAAAAGAACUUCUAUUAAAAAUGUGUAAUAUUUCGCUAAUGUAUUUCAAAAUGUAAUUUAAUUUAAAUAUUCAAUGUAAUAAAAAAAGAAUUUCCUUGCAAAA